AAUCGUUAGACUCUCUACUUGCACACCCCAGCAAGAGACCGAGAGAGCACGCCGAGGCAGCUCGCGAGAGGGUAGCCCCAGACCGCUGCAGUAAAAGUUACCCCGCGUGCUUGCCAUCUUUGGCGCGGCCAGAAGAAAAGCCCCGGCCGAUUUCAUUAUCCUCUGCGAUAACCCCCGUCUUGCCCCAACCAUCCGCCUUUUCAUCCACCCCAGCCCCCCCGUCCGCCGUCCGCCUCUGCCCCCACGCGGCCGCCCGCAGGCCACCCAUACCUCCACCCGGUCAAUUACGUGCUAAGUAGCACGCUUAGGCCCUCCAGUGACCGGGCCUGGCGCAUCAGCUCGAGUUCGCGCGUACCCUCGACGCCAAACUGCUCGGAGGCGAGAGAGAGCUGCAGACGGCGGAGUCCUACGAGGCAACGACAGGCGCAAGGCAGCGAGCCACGUCACGAGAACGAGGGGCAGAAGGCACUACUGUGUAUCUCAUCUGAUCCGUCCAGCCCAGUAGGGAAGUCAACUCCUUUGCCUUCGCACUGGUCCUUUUCAGACUACCGACCCUUUGCUUUCAUUCCACAUUGUCACCCCCAUCCUAUAUCGCAUCGACCCACGCCAGUGUAUACGCAAGUAUCACUGUGUAACCACUCGGCGCCACCAUUUUCAGACGCAGGCGACGGAAGAGGGCUGCCGAGUAAGGCCGUACGGCAUCCACCAUGGCCCUGCCUCAUCCUCAACCACAGAUGAACUUUCACGGGCAGAUGCAAGCGCCUUUCCACAACCAACAACCUCCGACCGCCCCCCAUCUCCAACAAUCGCCACAUCCCCAGCAGAGCCAAGCAUCACUCCAAAAUCAGCAACAAAUUCAAUUUCAGCAACAGCAGUAUGGCCUGGCGAAACCACCGCAGCAAAUGACGAUGGGCGGCAUGGGCAUGAACCAACAGCAGCAACAACAACAGCAAGCUCUGCAAGCGGCCCAACAGGCCCAGCAGAUGCAGCAAAUGCAGUUGAGACAGCAGCAGCAGCAACAGCUUCAGGCUCAGGCUCAGGCUCAGGCUCAUGCCCAGGCUCAGGCCCAACAUCAAGCAGGCCAGCUGCCUAACCAGCAACGCCCGAUACCCCAAUCCCCUCACCAUCCCACCCCUUCACCCCAUAUCAGCAACCAAUUCCCACCGGCAUCUCAUUACGCGCAUCAGCCCGGACAACAGAUGGCGGGCAUGCCCAUGGGGCAAAUGUCUCCGCGCUCAGCAGCAGCAAGGGGUAUGCCAAACGGGCCCCAGGGAACGGCUAUCAACCAGACUCAGGCGAAGGGCAUGAAUCGCCCGCCUGCGUGGAUGCAGAAUGCUAUGGCCGGCCCUUCCCAGCCGCCCCAGACACAACAGGGCCCGCCACCACAGCAGCAUCCACAACACGUCCAAAGUGCCGGCCCGCAUCAGCGACAACAUCAGCAUCUACCACAAUCUGCCCCCACACCGCAAUCACAACCGCAGUCCACCCCACAAAUGGCCGUGCAACCACAUCCUUCACUACAAGGACAGCAGCCGAUGCCUCCGCAACAAGGGCCGGGGCAGCAGCCGAUGCAGCAAAUAGGAGGGCAUCCAGAUUACCGGUUGGGAACUGGGGGAAUGGGUCUGACCCCGUCAAUGUCGAGGGGUUCUAGUGCCCCUAAUCAGAACGCGCCGGAUCGAUGGGACGCGGAUAGAGCGUUGAAGCUGUAUAUCCACGACUAUCUGGUGAAGCAUAAUCUGAUGGCGACGGCGUCGCAACUUGCGGCAGAGUCGGGGCUGGGGGACACUGGGGUGCCAGUCGACUCACGGGAAGGUGGCGUUCUGUCAGAAUGGUGGACUCUCUUCUUGGAUGCUUUUACCAACGGGAAAGGCGUGCAAGGCGUACUGAAUCAGAGCAUCUACAACGAGUCCAUGGGAAAAUUGCGAACCAUACGUCAGCAACAGUCCGGUCUCGCUCCUGCAGCCUACAUCAAUCAGCCGACUCAAACGCCAAUUCUCCAAUCGAUUCAAGCUGUCUUUACCCCACAGCAACUAGAAUCACUCAAGCAGGAAGCGCAGAGUCAAGGGUUUGACAAUCGCCAGACUACCCAGUUCAUCCAACAGCGGAUACAAGAGUAUCAGAACCAAUUGCAACAGCAGCAGAACCAGCAGGCUAUAAAUCAGCAAGCUGCCAUGUUGCAGCAGCGGAUGGGUCAUCCAGGUGCCAUUGGGUCGCCAGUCCCCGGAGCUAGACCGAGUUCUCAGCAAGGCCAACCGCUCCAGGGCCAGCAGAUCAUGUACCAUCCCCAGCCACAACAGCACCUUGGUAUACCGCCCGGCGCAAGAACAUCGAGCCAUUCUCCUGUCAACCCCUCCCCGCAUAUCUCCCAACAACCUCACCCGGGGGGCAUGCCUAUUCCCAGCCCUGUGCAGCAGCCGGCAAGGAACCCGAUGAAUGGAAUGGCGAUGAAUGGGCAGUUGAGGAUGGCCUCAAACCCGCACCCAGGGCGGCCAGGGCAAGGGCCGGGGCAAAGUGAUGAACAGAACCAGUUCACGCACCCCCAGGUCUCUACACCCAUGCACCAGCACCCACCAAAUCAGGGUCAGCUACAACAGAUCCAUCCCCCGCAUCAGCAUACACCAUUACCACAGCAUCAACCUCCGCAUAUGACGCCUCAAAGCCAGCAUCUUGCGGUGAAAGGGCAGCAAGCGCAUGUUGCCCAGCAGCAUGCCCAGGAGUCGUUAGCUCAGAUACAAAUGCAAGCCCACGCCCAAGUGCAGGCUCAAACACAGGCGCGAACUCAGCAACAGCAGCAGCAGCAAAUGCAGAGCCAACAAGCCCAACAACAGAGGGAGCAGGCUUUGCAAAUUCAGCAGCAGCACUUGCAGAAUGCUUCGAACCAGCUGUGGGAAGGUUUGGGUGUGCCCAACGUCAAUCAUGGCGUGAUGUCGCAUAGCGCGCAAAAUCUGGGGCUGAGCUCGAAGGAUGUCAAAAGCAUGAGUGAGGACGAGAAGGGUCGCUUGAUUCAGACGUAUCGCAUGACGAUGCAGCAUCAGCAACACCAGGCGAUGCUCAAUGCUCAACAUCAGCAAAUCCCACCGCAACAACAGCCUCAGUCUCAGCAGCAUUUGCAGCAACAGCAACAGCAACAGCAACAGCAACAGCAACAGCAACAGCAACAGCAACAGCAACAGCAACAGCAACAGCAACAGCAACAGCAACAGCAACAGCAACAGCAGCAACAGGCUUAUCUCAUGCAGCAACAUCAGCAGCAGCAGAUGUAUCAGCAGGGACAGGCUGGCCCUCGGCAAGCUCGCAAUCAUCCCUAUGAAGUUCCUCAGCCGCCCGAUGACAAGUCUGCGCCUACGCCGACUGGUCCCGGCCAACGUGCUCCCACACCAGUUCAGCCAAAUAUGACUCCUUCCGGUAUGAGACAGCCCACACCGCCGGAACGGAAGAGGAAGCGGAAGAACUCUGAGGGUGCGGCACCAAGUCCAUUUGGUAUGACAUAUGGGCCUGGGUCUCAGCAAGGCGCUACCCCUGGAGCCACUCCUCUCACACCUGGCUUCGCCAUUACUACCGAUCCUAUGCUGCGCUCUGUCCCGGGAACGGCACCGCCCCAACAUCCUACUGCUUCGCCACGGCACACGACCAAACGUGAACGGCGAAAUCAAGCACAGGGGCAAGGAGAGAUGCUUCCACCGCGGACGGCGACGCCCAAACCGUCCGGCCCUGGAAUACCUGAAGAUGGCCAAAAGGAUGGUACAGGCAAAGAGGGCAAGAAGGAGAGCAAGGCUGGCAAGGCGGGAAGAACGCCCAAGUUGUCAAAGGAAGAUAUCCAGCGCGAAGCACCAACUCCAAAGUCUCUCAAUCCGUCACCAAACGGCAACAUCAUCGCUGUCACCGAUGGGAACCCCCACUCGACGUCAACGCACGGAUUCACCCCUUCACCUCCAUCUGCAUCUACUGCCACGCCUGCUAAUGGCGCGAUGCCGCUGUCCUCUACACCUGCAAGUAACCAGAUGUCCUUACCCGCCGACUUGUCAAUGACCAACAUGGACUUUGGCAAUAUGGGACUAGGAAAUAUGGGCUUGGGAGGUAUGGGGAUGGAAUUUGCCAUGGGGAUGGGACUUGGUGCGCUCGGGGGCAUAAAUGACAACUCUCUCGGUGCUGUCAACAACGGCCAGCAGACUCCUCUGGGGGGCGAUGUUGGCAGCGACUUGGAUGCCUUUGCCGGCAUGAACCAAGACUUUGACUUUGGCCUCUAUCUUGCGGCGCUGGAUGAAGACGACGGCAGUGGUAACAACAACCACAAUAACAAUAACAACGAUAACAACAACAACAAUAGUGGGAAUGGCGAGUUGGUCGUCUGAGGGCGUAUCUUGUGUUGAGCCCCUUUGUGGAGUCUUCGUUCCAAAAAUAUUGUCUUAUCUAGUCUUUCUAUCUCUAUCAUCAUCAUCAUUGAUUUUCUUUCCUGAUGGCUCGUAUCUUUCUCAUGUUUUGUCAUAACUCGGGGUCUUAUCUCAUGUUUCAUACACAUCACCGUCAUACUUUUAUAUUGCGUUCUCUUGUUUUCAUUUCUCAUCCGUAUGGCCAUAUUACGGAUGCGUCUGUUUUCCAUAUUGCGCAUUGACAGCCGCUUAUUAUGCACUGUUACGACCUGCA
Molecule: messenger RNA, 4644 nt
Organism: Cryptococcus amylolentus CBS 6039
Lineage: Eukaryota; Fungi; Basidiomycota; Tremellomycetes; Tremellales; Cryptococcaceae
Exons: 10
Coding region: 708-4352 (1214 amino acids)
Cellular component (GO): nucleus
Molecular function (GO): protein binding
Source: RefSeq, a predicted model, not a curated record